CAGUGAGGCAAGCACACAGCUCGAAGGCCACGGAAGCCGCAUAAAAAGCUUCAGCCAAACGCUGAGCGGGCCUGUUGUCACUUGGGACGCGCUCUCGUGCACUUGUGCAAAUUCCGUACCAGCGACGACACAAACAAUGAGAAUGGGUGGCCAGGCGCUCGCCUGGCUCGUGAUUGCUGUCUGCGUUGGGCCGGCUCUCUCCGGGUACGUGGUGCGUCGUCGUGUCUAUGGCGGCGGUGGCUACGGCAGCGGUGGAUACGGUGGUGGUGGAUACGGCAGCGGUGGAUACGGUGGUGGUGGACACGGCGGUGGAUACGCCACCACGAGGUACUACUCUGGUGGCGGUGGCUACGGAGGCGGUGGAGGUGAUUACGGCAGAUAUGGUGGUUACACCAGCGGCUACCGAAGCGGAGGAGGUGGCUACGGUGGCGGCGGAUACGGGUCCGGCGGUAGCUACCGAUCAUACGGAGGAGGAUACGACGGCGAAUCCAGAAGCUACGGCGGUGGUGGAUAUGGCAAGUCCUACUCAAGAAGCGUCAGCUAUGGGAGCGGAAGAUACGGCAGUGGUGGAUAUGGUAGCGGUGGCUACGGCGGUGGUGGAUACGGCGGUGGCAGAUAUGGCAGUGGCGGAUAUGGCAGUGGCGGAUAUGGCGGCGGUGGAUACGGAGGAAGCGGCUACGGGAAAAGUUAUUACGGAGGUGGAAGGUCGUACAGCAGCGGAGGCUACGGUGGUGGAUACAGUAGAGGUUACAGUGGGGGCUACGGAGGGUCUGGCGGCUACGGAAAGUCCUACUAUAAAUGGUGA
Messenger RNA from Rhipicephalus sanguineus (brown dog tick), 805 nucleotides. RefSeq lists its product as uncharacterized. The coding region runs from base 137 to 805 and encodes 222 amino acids. The record is from RefSeq and is a predicted model, not a curated record. The transcript has 2 exons. NCBI's taxonomy places the organism in Eukaryota, Metazoa, Arthropoda, Arachnida, Ixodida, Ixodidae.